AUGGCCCGCACCUGGGGGCCCCUCAUCCUCCUUCUCUUCUUUUCGCUCCUUCGGGGGCCCCCCGCUGCUGCUGCUGCUGCUGCUGCUGCUCCCAUAAAGAGGAAGGCAGUAGUAAUUGAUGCAGGCAGCACCGGCACUCGGGUGUAUGUGUACAACUACAGCUACACCCCGCAGGGCCCCCAGGGGCCCCCCGGGGGCCCCCCUGGGGGGCCCCCCGGGGGCCCCCCCGCGCUGCAGGUGGAACUGCCAGCAGCAGCAACGAAGCGAAUAAGCCCCGGAGUGACAGCUUUUGUGGACAACUUUGACGACUUUGGAGCAGAAGACCUGGAGUUGGAAAAAGAAAAAGAAAAGGAAAAAGAAAAAGAAAAAGAAGAAAAGAAAAAAGUGGCAACAAGUGGAGAGCAGUUUCACAGCGACGCAGCAGAAAGCCGCUCGUUUGGGGUGUACGUACAGCAGCUGCAGCAGUUCGUGUUUGAUGCAGUGCCAGCAGCAGCAGAAAGAGCAGAGACUCUUCUUUUCUUCAGGGGCACCGCGGGGCUGCGCUCGCUGCAGCAGCAGCAGCAGCAGCUGCUGCUGCAUGCAAUCUGCAGCAAACUGAACUUGUGGGGCCUCAAGUUUGUCCCCGGGGCCUCCUGCGGUGUACUGACAGGUCACGAAGAGGGGGCCCUCGGCUGGCUCGCCCUCAACCAGCUCUUGGGGGCCCUCGACCCCCAGUUGCUCAUGGUCACCACUAGCAGCAGCAGCAGCAGCAGCAGCAGCAGCGAGAGCAGCAGCAGCAGCAGCGAGGGCAGCAGCAGCAGCAGCGAGAGCAGCCGCAGCAGCAGCGAUAGCAGCAGCAGCAGCAGCAGCAGCAGAGGGGAGGCAGCAGCAGCAGCAAAUAGGAGAAGCACAGCAGCAAUGAUUGAAAUGGGGGGAGCUUCAGCGCAGGUGGUUUUUGAGCUGCCGCUGUCGCUGCUGCCGGAGGAGCAGCAGCAGCAGAUUUCGGGUGUACGUACACCCGAAGCUGAAGGGGGAAACCCCUUUUUGCUGCCAGUCAAAGGACAUCCAGAUUUAAAACUUCUCAAAUUGCAAAACAAAUAUUUUCUUUUGUUUGCAAAAAGCUACCUCGGGCUCGGGCGGCAGCUAGCGCUGGUAAGAGUUGCUGCGAGGAGUUUAAAAGAACAUUACAAGUCCCAGGCCCUCCAUUUGGAACUCCACCACAAACCCUUUCCAAAUACGAACCCCAAAACCCCCAAACCCCAAACCCUCUCCUUCCCCCCAACCCAGGGGGCCCCAGGGGCCCCCGGGGCCCCCAGAGUCCCCGGGGCCCCCGGGGCCCCCGGGGCUCCGGGGCCCCCCAAAGCCCCAGGGGCCCCAGGGGUCCCUGGAGAUUCAGGGGCCCCUGGGGAUUCAGGGGCCCCGGGGGCCCCCGGGGCCCAGGGGGCCCCCGGGGCCCCUGGGGCCCCUGGGGGCGCUGGGGUGUACGUACAGCUGCCGUCUUCUCCGGAGUACGAAGCGCCUCUGUCUUGCUUUCCAGAAGAUGUCACUUUUACUUUGGACUUGAGCAGCAGCCACUUCGUGAUGGAUGAGUUCAUCCACAGCGACGCAAGUGCGCAGGGCCGCAGCAAAGGGAGCAGCAGCAAGCAGCAGCAGCAGCAGCAGCAGCAGCAGCAGCAGCAGCGGGCGGGGGUGGCGGAGGCACGCGAGCAGCAGCAGAAACAGCAGCAGCAGCAGCAAGAGACGCAGAAUCAGCAGCAGCAGCAGCAGCAAGAGACGCAGAAUCAGCAGCAGCAGCAGCAGCAGCAGCAGGAGGUGGAGGUUGUGGAGAUGUUGAGUUGGGAGUUUGUGACUCGGGAAAUGGAUGAAAUAAAAAUAAAAAACAAUUAA
This is a messenger RNA of Eimeria tenella, 1866 nucleotides long. RefSeq names its product GDA1/CD39 (nucleoside phosphatase) family domain containing protein, putative. Gene Ontology annotation, cellular component: membrane. Gene Ontology annotation, molecular function: nucleoside diphosphate phosphatase activity. Bases 1 to 1866 code for a protein of 621 amino acids. The record is from RefSeq and is a predicted model, not a curated record. Lineage: Eukaryota; Apicomplexa; Conoidasida; Eucoccidiorida; Eimeriidae. Gene Ontology annotation, biological process: nucleoside diphosphate catabolic process. The transcript is spliced from 3 exons.